AUGGUGGCCCGAGCUUUUAGCGCUGGCGUCCUCGUGGCGGCCGCGGGGUACCUCUCGACGCGGGCGCUCAUCGAGGAGCGCACGGCCGACGCGCUCCUGCGCAUCGACGCCAUGCGCACGCGCGUCAACCCGCCUGUCCGAAGGGCCACGACCAAGAAGCCGCUGCCGCGCCACGCCGUCGAACACGAGUACUACACGAAUGUGCGCGAGAGCUGGAACUCGCGCGUCCUCGCCUUCCGCGGCCUCGUCCUGGACGCUGUGAAGCAGACCAAUCGCAGCAACGACGUCGUAGACGUGCUUCGGGACCAGCUGCACCGGCGCACCCAGCUCCUGGACGACCUGCGGACUGCGUACAUGCACGACGUCAUUGUCGUGCGCGAUCGGCUCUUUGCCCAUGGGCUAGACCCCGACGAAGCCCUCCGCGCGUUGCCCAGCAUCGACCUCACGCCACACUUGCCGCUGUUUAGCCCGACAAAUGCAGCCCUUCGCAUCUCGCCGUGCAAGGCGUGCGGCGGCAGCGUCGUCAUGCUUCGCACCGACGACGAAGCGCUGAAGAUCGCAGCUGACAAAGUCGCAGCACUCGAAGCGCAAGUGGGGUCGCUGCGUCAUGCGCGAAUAGAAGCGGAUGCAGCCGCGGCGGCCGCAACCACCGAGCUCGCGCAGAUGCAACGCAUGUUCCUCAAGGAGCAAGCCGCCCACCGCUCGGUGGGUGACGCCAAAAAGCGGCUGGAAGCCAAGCUCGUGGCCAUGGGCACGCGCGUCGCAGAGGCGACGCAGGUCGCGUUCGACCUCAAACAGCAAACGACCAAGACGGAAGCCAUACGAGCAGCCCACGACGUGCUGGCAAAGGCUCUCGGCACCACGGAGCGCGCCAGAGACGCUGCGCUGCUCCAGUGCGCAGCAACCCGCGAGACGCUCGCGACAGCCAAAAUUGAGCUCAGUGCUGCGCAAGAACGAGAAGCCGACCUCCAAGGCCGACUGCAUCAGCUAGAAGCAACGCACGAGGUUGCGAAGCAGCGCCACGACCAAGUUCGACUCGAGCUGCACCAGAUGACACAGCGCGUGCGACUCAUCGAAGAGCAGACAAAGCUUACGUACCUCGUCGAGUUGAACGUACUCACACGGAAGCUUGGCGAAGCCAGAGAGUCCUUGCGCCGUCUUCAAGAUACAACGAGCAUGCAACUGGAAGAUUAUGCCAUGCGUCUCUCGCCGCUCGCAGCAGCCCUAGCAAUCGCCCACGAGACGAUCACCCAACUGAACACAGCGCUACUUGCCCAGACCGAGGUCGCAUCGCGCGCGUCUAUUGACGAACAGAGUGAGCACGAGCGCGUGGCGGCAACCUCAGCUUCUGCACUGGCCUUAAUACGGGCCGAGUGCCAAGACAAGCUAGAGCAUCUGCGUGUUGAGCUUGCAAUUACCAAGCGUGCGCUGUGCUUGCAGCGUCUCCGAUACUACUUCAGCCGCACUUGUCAGCAGCUCAUCUCCUUUCCCUUCGUACAGCUUCUGCGACACACCGUCACCGCACUGCGAGAGAGGCUCGCGUUUCUCUUGCAGGCCCAAGCGACCAAAGAUAUCGCGAUGGCCCAUACCACGAAGGAGCUAGAACAGACUCGAGCCAGCCUCCAGGAGCAUCUGCGAGACGUGACCGAGACGAACCGGUCCCUUGCGCGCCGUGUAGAGGAACUCAGUACUCAAGGGAAAGCCCAACGCACAGAGACAUACACGGCCCAGCGACGAACGGUCGAGCUUCAAGUGCAGACGGCGCAGCAGGCAGCCGAGCUCGAGGUGCGCGCACUGGCGCUCGUCCAAGCUCAAAACGACGCUGACGUCGCUGCCAUGACCUACGAAGACUGCGUCGCGUCGCUUUUGCGCCGCAGAGAAUCCCAGCUGCAGGCUUUUGUGCUCGAGCGCCAGCACGCAUCAAUCGCACGGCACGCGCUUGAGAGCCGUCUGGACGACGCGUCACGGGCGCUCCAGCAAGUGCAGACCGAGCACGGCGCCCUGCGACAUCGCUACGCCAAGUGCUACAAGCGACUCAAGAUGGCAACGGAGACGGCCAAGGCUAAAACCAAUGCGGUCGGCGAGCUUGCCGACGACUUGGCGCUCUACGGCAAUCACAUGUGUGCACUCGAGGCCAAGCUCGCCGCCGAGACCCGCCGCGGCACUAUGUACGUCGAGAUGGUCGACAACUUGACCAAGGUGCUCCACGAGCAAACGCAGGAGGAGGUCGUGCUGCACCAGCGGCUGCACCGUCUCGAGCGCGCCUCCAGCACCGACGCGCUUGACUUUGAGGCGGCGCGGCGCGUGACAGCCGCCAAGGUGGUUCAGUGUGCGUGGCGCGCCAAACGAGUCCGCGCCAAGCACGCGCUCACGAUCGGUAUCCAGCGACAAAAGCUCACACUGCAACUGGCGUCGCUCCAGGCCAGCCAAGACGCUGCGGUGCAAGGGCUGCACUGGCUGGCAGCGGCCGAGGCGAAUGCGAGCACGUUGCAAACCCUCGGGGUCGACGCGAGCUUUCUUGCCGACGCGCCGCGCUGGGAUGACGCAAAGCGCGAGGCCGCCGCCAUCUCGAUCCAGUCGGCGUGGCGAUGUCGGCGAGCCAAGCGAGGUCGCCUUCCCGCCCCCCUUGGCAGCCCCCAGCGGAUUGCGCGGGAGCAGCACGACCGAGCACAGGCCUUGCGCCAAGCGUCGCGCCAUGAGUCGCUCGUGGCCCUGGACGUGGCCAAACUGCACAUGCAAAAGCUCGCAGCGUGUGGCGUGCGCAUCACGUAG
Molecule: messenger RNA, 2772 nt
Organism: Saprolegnia diclina VS20
Lineage: Eukaryota; Oomycota; Saprolegniomycetes; Saprolegniales; Saprolegniaceae
Exons: 10
Coding region: 1-2772 (923 amino acids)
Source: RefSeq, a predicted model, not a curated record